This is a messenger RNA of Austrofundulus limnaeus, 1309 nucleotides long. RefSeq names its product solute carrier family 25 member 17-like (gene slc25a17l). NCBI's taxonomy places the organism in Eukaryota, Metazoa, Chordata, Actinopteri, Cyprinodontiformes, Rivulidae. Gene Ontology annotation, cellular component: peroxisomal membrane. Bases 228 to 1175 code for a protein of 315 amino acids. The record is from RefSeq and is a predicted model, not a curated record. The transcript has 9 exons. Gene Ontology annotation, biological process: transport. Gene Ontology annotation, molecular function: ATP transmembrane transporter activity; FMN transmembrane transporter activity; coenzyme A transmembrane transporter activity.
AGAAGAAGAAGCUGUAGGCGGCACGGAAGUUUGUCUUCAGUCAAAAGCCGCUUUCUUCCAGUCGGCUCUCAGGUCUUAAAAACAUUAUGAAGCUGUAAACAUUUUUUUGUUUUGUGCACCAUUCAUUCCCUCUGCCUGAUAAACCGGGUCGACCAGUUGUCUCUCCUCGGGUCUCUCCGCGGUUACUUCCCGGCUUUUUUCCCGAGUCUUUCUGGGUCCAUUCUGAAAUGUCCGGAAAUGGUGGCUCGGCUGACGGCCUUCUGUCAUACGAGACGUUGGUUCAUGCGGUGGCAGGAGCAAUGGGGAGUGUGACAGCCAUGACUGUCUUCUUCCCUUUGGACACGGCCAAAAGCAGAUUGCAGGUGGACGACAAGCGAAAGUCGAAGUCCACUCCWGUCAUUCUGGCUGAGAUAGCCAAGGAAGAAGGCUUUCUGUCUCUGUACAGAGGUUGGUUCCCAGUCAUCUCCAGCCUUUGCUGCUCCAACUUUGUCUACUUCUACACCUUCAAUGCGCUGAAGAAGGCGGCUGCAUCUGGACCAGGYAAACCCAGACCGAGCAGAGACCUGCUGAUGGGGAUAGCAGCGGGGGUGGUGAAUGUGAUCCUGACGACUCCCAUGUGGGUGGUCAACACUCGCCUGAAGCUGCAGGGGGUGAGGUUCAGAAACGAGGACCUCCACCUGACCCAGUACAGAGGCAUAUUCGAUGCUUUCUCACAGAUCAUUUCUAACGAGGGAGUGAGAACGCUGUGGAACGGCGUUCUGCCGUCUCUCGUUCUCGUCCUCAARCCGGCCGUGCAGUUCAUGAUUUAUGAAGCCAUGAAGAGGAGGGCAGGAAAGGGAGCAAGAAAGAUAUCCUCCGCAAAUAUUUUUCUCAUUGGAGCUGUUGCCAAGGCCAUUGCUACCACAGCGACGUACCCACUCCAAACAGUCCAGGCCAUCCUGAGGUUCGGUCAGUACAAAGGUGAUGGCAAGGGCGGUCUGAUGGGAAGCCUCUCGACUAUUUUUUUCCUGUUCGUGGAGAGGGUCAGGACCCACGGCUUUCUGGGUUUGUACAAAGGCUUGGAGGCCAAGCUGCUGCAGACGGUGCUGACGGCUGCCCUCAUGUUUGUUGUUUAUGAAAAGAUCACUGCUGCUACCUUCAAAGUCAUGGGUUUGAACAGAAAUCUGAAGCACUGAAUACAGAGCAGCUUUAGUGUCGUCAUUAACAGAAAGUUUUAUCGGUGCCUGCUACUGAUUUAUGAUUGUUUCAACGUGAUAUGCACUGUAAUUUGAGCCAGUUUGCUUUUCUAAAGUAUUUCCUGUGAACCCAG